Papilio polytes (common Mormon) is the source of this 1207-nucleotide messenger RNA. RefSeq names its product ras-related protein Rap-2b. NCBI's taxonomy places the organism in Eukaryota, Metazoa, Arthropoda, Insecta, Lepidoptera, Papilionidae. Gene Ontology annotation, molecular function: GTPase activity; GTP binding. The record is from RefSeq and is a predicted model, not a curated record. The transcript is spliced from 3 exons. Bases 84 to 926 code for a protein of 280 amino acids.
CGUCGUGACGAGUUAACGAGCACCGCCUGUUGGACGCGAUCGUAAAAUAAUAGUAUGUGUUAAGUGUACUGACAACGAUCACUAUGAAAGGUAGACACCAAUUCCGACGCAGAUUCAGUCUACAGCCCUCGUUUCUGAAGGAGGAACCCGAGGAAGAGAGAAGACCGCACAGUCGGGCUGAAAGAACUGAAGACACCGUAGCUAACAGCGCUAACCUAACCAACAAUGCUGUAAGGCACAAGAUAGUUGUCCUUGGAGCAGCUAAAGUCGGAAAAUCUUCCUUGAUCACUCAAUUCCUGUACGGCACAUUCUCUUUCAAAUACAAGAGGACAAUUGAGGAAAUGCAUCAUGGCGACUUCAAUGUGUCCGGAGUUCGAUUGACGUUGGAUAUUUUGGAUACAUCUGGUGCUUAUGAAUUCCCGGCUAUGCGUACUUUAUCUAUGCAAUCCGCGGACGCAUUUAUACUAGUAUACGAUAUAACGGAUGCGAACAGCUUUACCGAAGUCCGUGCGUUGAGGGAUCAGAUUCAUGAAGUGAAAGCGAGCACUGCCGUACCUAUAGUUGUGGUCGGCAAUAAGGUUGAUCUAGCUGAAACUGGAGAAAGAGAGGUUGAGUUCCAUACAACGGAGUCUGUGGUGACAGUUGACUGGGAGAACGGGUUCGUUGAAGCCUCAGCGAAAGACAACAUUAACGUAUCCCAAAUCUUUAAGGAGCUUCUCGUCCAGGCCAAGGUUAAAUAUAACCUGUCACCAGCGCUUCGACGGAGACGACGUCAGUCUUUGCCCACUGGACCCCAGGGUCCACCGGGGUCCAGCUCUGCAUCACCAGCGCAACCCCAUGUACCCUCGCCGGCACAACUGGCGCACUUACAGCAGAUACGAGAGCGCCACGCUAACAGCAAACGUAACUCUUGCGUCAUUUCUUAAAUGUAUUCUAGUCCAUUAUUAGAAUAAGUGUGUCAAAUGUAAUUGUUAUCUUCAUUUAACUGUAUACUACAUUCCUUGAUGUCAUUAGAUAUAACCUAGAAAUAUUAUUUUGUAGACAUUUUGGUUACUUACAUAUAUUACUCCGUGUUUCAUGUCAUUUGGUCUAAGAUUUGACUUAGAUCGGGCUGCCACUUUUGACUCAACUACCGCGCGUGUUAUACUGUGCGAUUGUCGAUUGUUUCGCAGCCCAUUCAACUGUUUUGUUGCACAACUAAUAAUCA